This is a messenger RNA of Penicillium alfredii, 2523 nucleotides long. RefSeq lists its product as uncharacterized. Gene Ontology annotation, cellular component: nucleus. The transcript is spliced from 3 exons. The record is from RefSeq and is a predicted model, not a curated record. Lineage: Eukaryota; Fungi; Ascomycota; Eurotiomycetes; Eurotiales; Aspergillaceae. Gene Ontology annotation, biological process: nitrate assimilation; negative regulation of transcription by RNA polymerase II; positive regulation of transcription by RNA polymerase II. Gene Ontology annotation, molecular function: zinc ion binding; DNA-binding transcription factor activity, RNA polymerase II-specific; RNA polymerase II cis-regulatory region sequence-specific DNA binding. The coding region runs from base 1 to 2523 and encodes 840 amino acids.
AUGGCUUUCGGCUUCGACCCCGACUCCCAUGUGAUGUCCGAUGACUUCUCCUUUGACUCCCCGUUCACUCCGUCCAACUCAUCCAACGUCCCCGACGGUGUGCUCCAGGACUCGGUCUUUCCUGAGUGGAAGAAUGGUGCCUUGCGGGGCGAGAGCCCCGAUGAGAUGCAGCGCAAGGAUCCGCUGGCUGCGCAGAUCUGGAGACUUUACACCAGAACAAAGGCCCAGUUGCCCAACCAGGAGCGCAUGGAGAACCUAACCUGGCGCAUGAUGGCUAUGAGUUUGAAACGCAAGGAACGAGAGGAACAGGCUCGUGCUGCACGAUUGAGUCCGAACCCAAGUGGGUUCGCGCAGAUGCACCUCUCCGAUCAUGGUUCGUCCACUACAUCGAACCCGUCGAACACCAUGAACCUGGAUGCGACUCCCGACGCGAUGAACUUGGAUGACUUCAUCGUUCCCUUUGAUUCUCCUGCGGAUCACCAUUCCCACCCAUCCCCCGAGCGACACUUCACAGCAACUCCGACGGCCUCAAUCCCCAUCAAAAUGCGCAAGGACCACCCGACUUUUGACUCGGCCGCGGAUCAGCGCAAGAACAGCGAAUUUGGGUAUGUGCCGCGCCGGGUCCGCAAGACUAGCAUCGACGAGCGUCAAUUCUUUGCUGGCCUCGCCGUGCCAACUCGCAAGCGACCUGCCGAGGCGUCCCCCCAGGUUCCACCCGUGUCGAACGCCAUGUUGGCGCAGCAUUCCGAAAUUUCAGCGGCGCUGCCUGAUUACUCAUUGGACCAUCCGCCGACCGCCUAUGCGAUGUCAGGCAAUGGCACGCUGGGUGGCCCGCGCCGACACCAGCACCCCCACUCGGCUUCUGGUCUUCCGUUUAGCCUGGACACCUACGGAAUGGGCGACGAGUCUGCUAUUCACUCGGCCGGGCCCUACCAGCAGCAUUUUACCUUCUCACCCUCGGAUUCCCCUAUGACUACGGGCAACCCUUUCUCGGGCUUGUACGCUCAGACGCCUCUGGCCUCGUCGCUCAACUCCACCGAGUUUUUCUCGCCCCCGCCCUCGGGGUACCAGUCGGCUGUGUCGACACCACAGCCGAUUUACGAAGGGGAGCAGUCGAUGUUCUUCUCAGAUGCCCCGUCGGCCGAGUCCCAGACCCAGCGGCGUAUUCCAAACUACAUCCAGCAACGGUCGUCGAACUUGUCUGCAUCACUGCAGCCCCGCUAUAUGUUCAACACGAGCAAUGGUGAGUCUCAUUCGCCCAAUGCGGUUACGGGCCCGCCUUCCACGGCGCACUCGGCCGGAUUUUCGGUCCCACCGCCGCAGCACAUCGACCCGACGCAAGUACUUGGCCCGGGUGAGUUUUCUACAACGGCACCGGCCAGCAGCAUGUUCACGUUUGGGGGAGACUCGGAUAACGAGGACGACGAUGCCGCGUUUACUGAGCGCGGGGGUAUUGCGAUGCCAAAUGACUUUUCUUCGAUGGAUGAAUCAGGUGGUGACAUGCAUGCCGGCCUGCAGUGGGAGGGAGGAUUCCCCGGGUCAGUCCAGUCACUGCCAGGCUUCGGUGCUCAGCACCGGAAGCAUAUCACGAUUGGAUCGGCGGACAUGAUGGACGGCCCGCCAGAGUGGCAUCAUAACAACAGUUUGGGUCGUGGGCACGGCUCCGCUGCCUCGGUCAGUGAGGUACGCAACCGGGAGCAGGAUCCCCGUCAACAGAAAAUUGCUCGCAUCACGUCAACUCCCAACGCGACACAACUGCUCCGCCAGAGUCUGAACGGUCCCAGCAGCGGUCCCCCGACGAGCCACCCCUCUCCCAACACGCCGCCCGAGUCUGGUCUGAGCAGUGCCGUGCCGUCCCGGCCCGCCAGCCCUGGUGGGUCCAAGAACGGCGACCCGAAUGCGGGUCCCACUACGUGCACCAACUGCUUCACCCAGACCACUCCCCUGUGGCGACGCAACCCCGAGGGCCAACCGCUGUGCAACGCCUGCGGGCUUUUCUUAAAGCUUCACGGUGUUGUGCGGCCCUUGUCCCUCAAGACCGACGUCAUCAAAAAGCGCAACCGCAGCAGUGCCAACAGCCUGGCUGUCGGCAGUUCUCGAUCGUCCAAGAAGUCCUCCCGCAAGAACUCUGCCCCGCAGCCCCCCUCGGCCGCGUCCCUGGCGCGCGCCAGCGCCAACGCGUCCGAGUCUCCACCCGCGAUGUCUGGAUCGAGCCUGGUCGGGAAAUCAGGUGUGGUGCCGAUUGCCGCCGCUCCACCCAAGGCGGGCCCCGUGGCCGGGGUCAGUCACGCCCGUAGCGGGGUGCAGGUGGCCCCGAAGCGCCAGCGCCGAAUCGAAAAGGCGCCGAUCGGGUCCGAUCCGGACACCGACGACAGUCCCAAGGCGAGUGCACCAGCUGGCCGAUCCAAGGUGGUGCCUCUGGCACCCGCCAUGCCCCCGGCCGCUGCCAACCCGGCCAACCACAGUAUUGCUGGUGGACAAGGUGCGAGCCAGGAAUGGGAGUGGCUGACGAUGAGUCUGUAA